Messenger RNA from Nicotiana attenuata, 1647 nucleotides. RefSeq lists its product as uncharacterized. Gene Ontology annotation, biological process: DNA integration. The transcript has 4 exons. The coding region runs from base 1 to 1647 and encodes 548 amino acids. NCBI's taxonomy places the organism in Eukaryota, Viridiplantae, Streptophyta, Magnoliopsida, Solanales, Solanaceae. Gene Ontology annotation, molecular function: nucleic acid binding. The record is from RefSeq and is a predicted model, not a curated record.
AUGCGUCUUGCUCUCAAAGCUAAGCAGAAGCUAGGGUUUGUAACAGGAGCUUGUGCAAAGGAGUCAUUCAAGGAAAAUCUCCAUGAGGAAUGGGAGACUUGUAACGCGAUAGUGCACAGUAUCAUUUAUGCAUCAGAUGCACAUGUAGUUUGGGAAGAUCUACAGGAGCGAUUCGAUAAGGUAAAUCGAGUUCGCAUCUUUCAGUUACACAGAUCGAUUUUGAGGUUAUCUCAAGGAGCAGAUUCUGUAGCUGUGUAUUUUACCAAAUUGAAGGAACUAUGGGCUGAGUAUGAUGUUUUGGUGCCAUAUCUAAAAUGUGGUUGUCCAAAAUCAAAAGAACACAUGACUCAUUUACAGCAACAAAGAGUUGUGCAGUUCUUAGAUAGGCUAAAUGAUACAUAUGACCAAGCUCGUAGACAAAUUCUAAUGAAGACCACUGAACCCACACUUAAUCAGGCAUAUGCGCUCAUAACAAAAGAUGAGAGUCAACAAUGUGCAGGAGGUGGAGUCAUAGGUCAUAAAUCAGAUCCCUUAGCCAUGCAAGCAGGGAGAGGUCAAGGAUUUUGUGGAAGGAAACACUGCCAUAUGAGAGGGCAUACAAAGAAAAACUGCGACAAAAUAGUAGGAUACCCUGAAGAUUUCAGAAGAAGGAAAGUAUUUCAUAGUAUUCUAAAAACUGCAAAUUAUGUGGAAGGUUCUGUGAAUCAUGAAGAAGGAAAUAAGGCUCAAAGUUUACAAGGAACAUCAGGAGGAGAUCAUUUCUUUACAGAAGCACAGUACCAACAGAUUCUAGAUUUGUUAAACAAAGACUCACCACCAAGUGACAUGAAGGCACAAAAUCAAGCAACGACUGCAGCUAUAAUUACUGACCUUUACAAUAGUAGGGUGAAGGCGAUUGGUAAAGAAGAUGAAGGUUUGUACAUACUGAAAGGAAGAGGAAUCAGACUUUUAGCGACAAAUGUGGAUGUGAGAGAUUCAAGUGGUGAAACAACAUACUUGUGGCAUGUGAGAUUAGGCCAUGCUUCUGUUCCUGUUAUGCAGUAUGUUUCCUUUUUGCAUAAUAAAGUAGAUGAUAAUAUGCAGAACAAAUGUAAUGUUUGCCCUUUAGCUAAACAGUCUAGACUUAGUUUUCCAAACAAUGAGAAAAGGAGUGCUAGAGCUUUUAAAUUGGUCCACAUGGAUGUAUGGGGGCCAUAUAAGAAGAGCACUCAUGAUAGGAAGCAUUACUUUUUUACAGUUGUGGAUGAUUUUUCUAGAGCUACUUGGAUUUUCUUGAUGCAGUUUAAGAAUGAAACUAUUAUUUUCCUGAAGCAAUUUGUUUCUAUGGUUAAGUCACAGUUUGACACUUCUGUCAAGAUUUUGAGAACAGAUAAUGGUAAAGGAUUCUUCAAUGCACAGUGGAAUGAAUUCUUGCUAUCUCAAGGAAUCAUUCAUCAAAGUAGUUGUGCUCAAACAAGUGGACUACCAGCAAUUUCCAAUCUUGAGGAAUCAUUUCAGGUUCCUAAUACAGCAGAAACAACACAUACAUGCACCAGUUCACCAGCAAAGGACCGCAAUAAUGGAAUUCAUAAUGCAGCAUCACAAGCAGGAGAAUUGGAAGAGUCAUCAGUACCAAAUGAAAAUCAUGAUGCUGCACCACCAGUGUAG